Messenger RNA from Eutrema salsugineum, 2107 nucleotides. Its product is annotated as putative cysteine-rich receptor-like protein kinase 39. The coding region runs from base 49 to 2010 and encodes 653 amino acids. Gene Ontology annotation, biological process: protein phosphorylation. The record is from RefSeq and is a predicted model, not a curated record. Gene Ontology annotation, molecular function: ATP binding; protein kinase activity. Lineage: Eukaryota; Viridiplantae; Streptophyta; Magnoliopsida; Brassicales; Brassicaceae. The transcript has 7 exons.
CAAGAAAAGAAAAGAAAAAAGUUUUAUCAUAGUUAACAGAAAAAAGGGAUGGGGAAAUGCCCUGCUUUGAUGGUCUUCCUCGCUUGUUCUCUUCUUCUUGUCCUUCAAAACCUCGAAGUUGUUAAUGCCGUCGGGUGUGCCGGAAGCUUCUUCAACGCUAACAGCAGCUACGUUCAGAAUCGUGACAGUCUCUUCUCUACUCUUGCUGAUAAAGUCAUCGCCAAUAGUGGAUUCUACAAUGCUUCACUUGGCAAAAGCCCCAACAGUGUUCAUGUUCUUGUCCUCUGCGCAAGGGGCUAUGAUCAACAAGCUUGUAUGAAUUGUGUGGAAAGCGCGACUAAGGGUAUACAAUCGAAUUGUCUAAACCGCAUGGAUUCGUUCACGUGGGACAAAGACGUUGAAGACCAUGUUUCUUGUCUUGUACGUUCCUCAAACCACUCAACUUUGGGGAACCUCGAGCUUAGACCUGCUAUUAUCUACCCAAGUCCACUUAGCAUCGAGUCAUCUAAGAACAUGACCCUUUUCGAACAAGAGUGGGAUGCAAUGGUUAAUCGGACCGUCGAGACUGCCACGGAAGCUCAAAAUUCCUCCGUGGUACUUAAGUACUAUGGUGCCGAAAGAGCUGAGUUCACCGAGUUUCCAAAUGUUUACAUGCUGAUGCAAUGCACACCCGACAUUACUUCCCAAGAUUGCAAGAGUUGUUUGAGAGAUUGCGUGGCGCUUUGGAAAACACAGUUUUGGAAAAGACAAGGAGGCGAGGUUAAUCGUCCGAGCUGUUUUUUCAGGUGGGAUUUUUAUACCUUCCAUGGUGCUUUUGAUAAUGUAACAAGAGUUCCUGCCCCUCCUCGGCCUCCGAAUCCGGAAAAUGGGAGCCCAAUAACAGUCAAGAAAGGAAGAAGCAUAGGGUAUAGGGGAAUUAUAGCGAUAUUUGUGGUUCUUACUUUGAUUAAUCUUUUGGUGUUUAUUGGUUUCUUCAAAAUCAAUGCUCGGAGGAGAAAAUUAAACAAAAGAAUCAAUGAAUACCAUGAUUCGGAUGGUCAAUAUAUGUUAAGAUUUGAUCUUGGUAUGAUCUUAAUGGCAACCGAUGACUUCUCGCCUGAAAAUAAGCUUGGCCAAGGUGGAUUCGGUAUGGUCUAUAAGGGGACAUUACCAAAUGGCCAAGAGAUAGCGGUGAAGAGAUUGACAAAAGGUUCAGGACAAGGAGAUGCAGAGUUUAAGAAUGAGGUUUCACUAUUGACAAGACUCCAACAUCGGAAUCUGGUUAAGCUUCUUGGGUUCUGUAAUGAAGGAGACGAAGAGAUUCUUGUCUACGAAUUUGUCCUCAAUUCAAGUCUUGAUCACUUUAUCUUCGAUGACGAGAAGCGUUCGCUUCUUACAUGGGAGGUGAGGUUCAAAAUUAUAGAAGGCGUUGCUCGAGGUCUUGUUUAUCUCCAUGACGAUUCUCAGCUGAAGAUUAUUCACCGAGACUUGAAGCCGAGCAACAUUCUACUAGAUGCAGAGAUGAAUCCUAAAGUCGCAGACUUUGGGACCGCUAGGUUGUUCGAUACUGAUGAGACUCGAGCUGAAACAAAACGAAUAGCUGGAACCCGUGGAUAUAUGGCUCCUGAAUACCUUAACCACGGGCAAAUCUCAGCUAAAUCUGAUGUAUAUAGCUUCGGUGUUAUGCUUCUUGAGAUGAUAAGUGGGGAAAGAAACAAUAGCUUCGAAGGAGAAGGACUUGCAGCUUUCGCAUGGAAGAGAUGGAAAGAAGGAAGGCCUGCGAUUAUAAUUGAUCCUUUCUUGGUAGAUAAUUCGAGUAACGAGAUCAUUAAGCUGAUCCAGAUUGGUUUGUUGUGUGUUCAAGAGAAUCCAACAAACAGACCAACCAUGAGCUCUGUAAUAGUUUGGCUUGGCAGUGAGACUAUCACCAUUCCUUCACCCAAGGCUCCAGCUUUCACAGGGAAUCAAUCCCAAUCUGAGGAUGGUACAAUGUCAAUGAGCACUGUCUUCACGGAGUUGAGUUCUCGUUGAGUUAUAAAUUUGUGUUAAUCAAAACAUAUUGUUUUAAAGCAGUAACUAUAAUUAUUUGGCAAUCAAACAAGAAUAUAGAAAAGAAGAGGCUUUACUA